UUGAUUUGUGGGCGAGUCACCUUACCCAGGCUAUUGAUCGAGCACCCGUAUUAUUAGAUUCGAGGGUCUCCUAUCCAUUUCCUGUUAGACAGUUUUACGACUUUCACCAUGUCACGACAAGGACGCUCCCGGCAAGAGUAUCUUGAUGCGGGUUUUACGUCGACUCAAAUCACCAAAGCCAAGGCUUACCGUCGAACAAUUGAGAGCGCAAACGCGAGACAAUCACUGGAAGACAAAGCGUUGGAAGAUGCCGAAACUCGACCGUUCAACAGAAACGAUCUGCGAGGCCUCUACUUUAUUCUCUUGAAUUUGUUUCCCAAGGCGGGUAAAGAUGCCAUUGCCGAUGCUAUCGAUCCCUCAUGGCAAUUGACUCCUCACUCAGACGAGCUGCAAGACGAUUCUAGUUUCGACGAGAUUGUGGGUCACUUGAGUCUGUUGAGAUUCAGUUACGAAUGCUGGAACAAAGUUUUCUCUGUUGAUAGGCAAACAGAAUCCCAGUUCUGGUUGUUCUCGGAACCGUUUGCCCAUAAUACGGCUGAUGAGAAGAACGUUUGGGGUGAGGAGGAUGACAUGAGGAGCUUUGAGACCCUUAGUACCUUUACAGAUAAACCCGCAGAGAACGACAACGGGCCGUCCACAGAUCGGCUUGGACUCUUCGUCACCAAGACCAAAGGAUCUGUGAAGGACAAGAAUUGGCACAGAACCCCAUUUCACGGUUGGGUUGCCUGGCUCUCUGAGAGAGGACAAGGCCUUUCAACUCGUCAUUUUCGAUCUGGAAUUCGAUGAUGAACCAGGCACUGUUGUCCAUAAAUCGAAGCUCUCGCACAUGCAGAAGAAUCUGAUUCAGCAAUGUCGAGAGAAGUGGAAGGGUCU
Messenger RNA from Mollisia scopiformis, 873 nucleotides. RefSeq lists its product as uncharacterized. The transcript has a single exon. The coding region runs from base 109 to 786 and encodes 225 amino acids. The record is from RefSeq and is a predicted model, not a curated record. NCBI's taxonomy places the organism in Eukaryota, Fungi, Ascomycota, Leotiomycetes, Helotiales, Mollisiaceae.